This is a messenger RNA of Acanthosepion pharaonis, 459 nucleotides long. Lineage: Eukaryota; Metazoa; Mollusca; Cephalopoda; Sepiida; Sepiidae. The record is from the annotation of a GenBank genome assembly.
AUGUUCUUGCAAGAUAUCUCAUUAUUCUCCAUCCAGAGAAAAACAGAAUUGUCUCGUAUUAUCUCUCGGAAGAAUGUUCUUGCAAGAUAUCUCAUUAGCCUCCUCCAUAGUAUUAUGUCUCGGAAAACAGAAUUGUCUCGUAUUAUCUCUCGGAAGAAUGUUCUGCAAGAUAUCUCAUUAGUCUCUCCAGAGAAAACAGAAUUGUCUCGUAUUAUCUCUCGGAAGAAUGUUCUUGCAAGAUAUCUCAUUAGUUCUUCUCCAGAGAAAACAGAAUUGUCUCGUAUUAUAUCUCUCGGAAGAAUGUUCUUGCAAGAUAUCUCAUUAGUCUCUCCAGAGAAAAAACAGAAUUGUCCUGUAUUAUGUCUGGGGAAGAAUGUUCUUGCAAGAAAAACAGAAAAAAAAUUGUCUCGUAUUAUCUCUCGGAAGAAUGUUCAUUGUCUCUCCAAGAUAUCUCAUUAG